CCCACAUCUCCAGCUUCUCUGCGACCUCAUUUUUCCUCUCUUCCUUCUACUUUGUCAACAGAGCGACUAAGGUUGUUUUUUUCUCUGUACAUCACAUUUGCGCAGUUUGUUCCCCGAUACGCUGCAACCACCAGCAACAUGGGUCAACCUUCGGAGCAGGCGUCCAAUGCCUGCAUCUACACUACCUACUGUGCCUUUUUAGUAUUCGGGUGUCUCAUCGCAUGGCAAUUGCGCCACCAGAGCAAAGGCGAAUAUCUUGCGAGUUUGCGAACACAGAAGGGCGUACCAUUGGCCCUUAACUUCAUCGCCUCGGCUCUAGGAUCCGGUAUUCUAUUCACAUACCCUCAGAUCUCCACGAUUGCAGGUGUCCAAGGCCUCGUGGUCUACAGUCUCGCAUCGGCACUUCCACUACUGGUAUUCGCGUGGCUCGGACCCAUCAUCAGGCGAAAAUGUCCAGAGGGAUUUGUCCUUACGGAAUGGACACGCCAACGCUAUGGACCGAUCGCAAGUCUUUAUCUCAGUGCCUUGACGCUGAUUACUAUAUUCCUGUACAUGGUCGCCGAGCUCUCUGCACUCCAGCAGAUCAUCAACGCUUUGACCGGGCUCGAUGGCAUCGGCGCCGUCAUCAUGGAAUGUGCUGUGACCACAAUCUACACAUCCAUUGGCGGCUUCAAAGUGUCCUUUAUCACCGACAAUGUCCAGGGCGCCAUGGUUCUUGGGCUCAUCAUCAUUGGAUGCAUCACCGUCGGUGUUGAAACACAUAUCUCACACGAUCUUAUCGAACGCAGCGGUUACCUCGACGCCAGUCUCCUCGGCUGGCAGCUCGUGUAUAUCCUGCCUGUGGCUAUCUUGACCAACGACUUCUUCAUUUCAGGUUUCUGGAUGCGUACUUUCGCAGCCAAAACCGACAGAGAUCUGUACAUUGGCGUGGGAAUUGCAACGGUAGCAGUUGCAAUCAUCCUGACCCUCGUCGGCGUCACAGGUCUUCUAGCAGGUUGGUCCGGUGCUCUGGGUGAUCCACCCCAGCAAUCAUCAAUUGCUUUCUUCCUGCUCCUAGAACAGCUACCCGCAUGGGUUGUCGGAAUCGUCAUUGUCAUGACGGUCGCCCUCUCCACCGCAGCCUUCGACUCCUUCCAGUCCGCCAUGGUUUCCACCGGGUCCAACGAUAUUUUCCGCAACAAAUUGAACUUCUGGUGGAUCCGUGCCGCAGUCGUGGUGAUCAUCUUUCCCGUCGUGGUCGUUGCGCUCAAGUCACCGUCCGUCCUGCAAAUCUAUCUCAUCUCAGACUUGAUCUCUGCAUCGAGCAUCCCUGUUUUGGUGAUUGGACUGAGCGAGCGCGCGUAUGCGUGGCGCGGGUUCGAGGUCGUCGUUGGUGGACUUGGUGGCAUUCUCACAGUAUUUCUAUUCGGCCUGGUCUACUACGACGGCAACGCUCAACAGGCUGCAAACCUUCUUCUUCUGGAGCAGGGUCUGUACGGCAACGACUGGUCCGCAUUCGGUGCGUUUGUGGCUGCUCCAGUCGGAGGUCUACUCUGGGCAUUUGCAGCGUUCGCGUGCAGAAUUGCCGUCCAGUGGAUUCUCGCGAAACGUCGCGGUACCCGUUUCGAUGCGUUCGAUAAGCCUGCUGCCCCGACUGCGACUUUCUAUACUGGUCCCCAUGAUACUGCUGAGGGAGAAAGGGAGGUGUACGCUGAUGCCGAGGGCGUGGAAAGGAGCUCAGUGAGCAUCAAGGGGAAGUUCUUCUGAGAGGAGCUUAGCGGGGGUAGUGGCAGAGAGGUCGACAAGAGGCUUGUGAGAGUGACUUACAAGUGGUAGGAAAGUUGCCAGGGAGUGGAAUGUCAUGGGAUCACAAAGAUGUGAUCACUGUCCUGCUUGGAAUACAGCAACGCUUGGGUCAUAUCUUGGUGCUCGAUGUUGGUGUUCUACAAUUAAUGGUAGAUCACUCCACGAAAAGAGAUGGGAUCGUGGAGGAAGGACCCGGAGAUGGAGAUGGGACAAAGAUAAUGCCGCUGAGGCCUGGCUCGCAGGAUGAGGCCUGGAGUCGUACAGCCAAUGAAGCCCUGCGAGCAUGCAACCUUUGGGAAAAGCAGUCAUUUACAGUCAUUCAUUACAGCUUAAUACAUUCAUUU
Molecule: messenger RNA, 2129 nt
Organism: Exophiala viscosa
Lineage: Eukaryota; Fungi; Ascomycota; Eurotiomycetes; Chaetothyriales; Herpotrichiellaceae
Exons: 5
Coding region: 139-1746 (535 amino acids)
Biological process (GO): spermidine transport; transmembrane transport
Cellular component (GO): plasma membrane
Molecular function (GO): spermidine transmembrane transporter activity
Source: RefSeq, a predicted model, not a curated record